AUGGAUAUAGAAAAACAACUAGAGCACGAGAAAAAUGAAGAAUCACCAUCACAAUCACAUUCACAUUCACCCCAAGAAUCAAUCCAAAUACUUGAACCAAUUGGUAUAGAAGAACCACCAUUACCAACAGUUUAUCCUUCACAGUGGAGAUUAACAAUGAUUGUGGUUACAAUAUGUACAGCUUCUAUGUUUGCAAUGUCUGAUCAAACUGGGAUUCCAUUACUUUUAUCAUUCAUAGGUGAAAAUCUUGGUUCAAAUAAAUCAAUUCAAUGGGCUGGAACUGGUGCUUUAAUUUGCAGUACAAUUUCAAAUAUAUUUGUUGGUAGAGCUGUUAAUUUAUUUGGUAAUAAAAUUUUAUUUUUGAUUGGAUUAGCAAUAAUUUGUAUUUUUGAAAUUCUGUGUUAUUUUGUUAAAGAUAAAAUUACAUUUUAUAUUUGCAGAUCCUUAACUGGGUUAGGUAAUGGUGGAAUUAUUUCAAUUUCAAUGGUUAUAAUGUCUGAUGUUGUCCAUCCAAAAAGACGUGGAACUUUCCAAGGUAUUUUAGGGUUUUCCAUUGGUGUUGGAAGUUGUAUAGGUCCAUAUAUUGCUUCUGGUUUUGUAAAUCAUGAUAAAACUAGUGGAUGGAGAAAAUAUUUUUGCUUUAUGGGAUUAAUGUUUUUAUUUAUUUUAAUCUUAAGUAUUUUAAGUAUACCCAAUAAAUUAAUCCAACAAAAACUUGAUUGUUUCCCCACAAGAAAAGCCAGAUGGUUAUCAAUUGAUUAUGGAGGUUUGUUUUUAAGUAUAGCAACAGUUAUUUUAGCAUUGAUACCUUUGAAUAUGGGUGGUCUUCUUUGGGAUUGGGAUAGUUUACCAAUCAUAUUAUGUUCAACUUUUGCAAUUGUUGCCUUAGUAUUACUUAUAAUUGUUGAAUGUACAUUCCCUAAAACUGCAGUUAUCCCACCAAAAUUUUUCAAUAAUUUUAAAGUUUCAAAUUUUUUAAUUCAAACUUUUUUAAUAAGUAUAAUUUAUUCUUCAAUGAUUUAUUAUAUUCCAUUUUAUCUUACAGCAAUCCAAGAGAAAAACAUUUCUGAAGUUCCACAUUAUUUUUUAGCAUUAUUAAUUCCUUUAUCAUUAAGUUCAUUUGGUUCUGGAUUAUUAACAUCAUAUUUAAAUCAACAAAAGUAUGUUAUUAUUGGUGGGUUCACAUUAUUAUUCAUUGGUGUUGUACUUUUAUCAGUCCUUUUAGAAACAAGUACUUCAGAUAUUGCAAAUAUAUUCAUUUUUAUAACUAUUGGAACUGGUGCAGGAUUUAUAUUUACACCAACAACUGUGGCAAUUCAAAACCAGGUAAAUCCAAAUGAAAAAUCAGUUGUAUUAUCAACAAAAGGUGUAUUUAAAACUUUAGGUCAUAGUGUUGGUGUAGCAAUAUCAUCAAUGAUUUAUACCAAUACAUUAUUAAAUGAAUUGGAUAAAAUUGAUAUAAUAAAACCAUCAGAUAUAACAUUUGUAUUGAAAAAUGUUUAUAAGAAGAUGACUUUAAAUUAUGCAUAUAAUGGUACUGAAUUAAAUGUAAUUGAAACUAUUUAUUCAACAUCAUUGAAAAAUGUUUUCUUGAGUUAUAUUCCAUUGGCAAUAAUUUGUUUAAUAUUAUCAAUGUUUAUAAAUGAAAAGCCAAAUACAUCAAGAGAUCAAUCACAACAAGAGCAACAAGAGCAACAAUGA
Messenger RNA from Hansenula ciferrii, 1701 nucleotides. Its product is annotated as putative MFS-type transporter. NCBI's taxonomy places the organism in Eukaryota, Fungi, Ascomycota, Saccharomycetes, Phaffomycetales, Wickerhamomycetaceae. The transcript has a single exon. Gene Ontology annotation, molecular function: transmembrane transporter activity. Gene Ontology annotation, biological process: transmembrane transport. The record is from RefSeq and is a predicted model, not a curated record. The coding region runs from base 1 to 1701 and encodes 566 amino acids.